GGCAGCCAUUUUACUCCAUUCGCUGCCUGAUCACUCUAACACUGAUCAAUCCUCACCUCCUUCCAGCUUCACCUCGAUUAUCCUGCAUUGGUUUCUGUGCCUAAUUUUUGACUUGGUCACGGGAUCUUGCGUCUCCAUCGCGUUUUGAGACCCUGUUCAUGUUAGGCAGUUCUAGGCAGAAUCGCGCUAUCGGCGCCCAAUACAUGGAUGCGGAUGCCCAGGCGCGUCGGCAGUCUCAAUUCGCACCAUAGCUUCAAAAAAACUCUCGUUAGAGCCAGGGCCCAUUCUACAACCUCGGGGAGCAUCCAAUGUUAUAAAGGGGAGCUGAUGUCUCUGAACCGUGGCACGAAACUCGCACGACAUCGUCCUCUUGCAAUCACUGCACCUUCGAAUCUCAUAGACUCCCGCUCGUCAUCUUGUCAAGCUCUACUUUGGGUCCUUGCCUUCCGAGAUGGCAUCUGACACUCUCCCUACCUUGCCGGUGCCCCUGGAGGGCCUCGUCAACUAUGUUGCCAAACAUCCUGAGACCCCAAUGGUGGAAUUGAUGGAGCCUUUCCGCAAGUAUGAAGGCCAUCUUCGCCAGGCGUUCGCUCAAGACCCGGGCAACGAGCUGCUCAAGGAUCCCCACGUCAACGUCUUGCCUCUCUUCACUGAGGACACGCCCAACAUCAAGAUCAGGGCACGCAACCUGGCGAGCGAGUCAGAAGAAGAACGAUCAAAGUACAUCAUGCCCCUGUCUAAGGAGGUGCGGCGUCCGCACAACUCGCCUGCCAUCGUCCAGUCCCUCAAGGACUUCCAGCGCAACUUCAAUGUCUUCUCCGAAUCCUCACUUAUUGAACUCGACUGGAGCAAUGUAGUUGCGGCUGGAUCCUCCGUUGUCAACAGUCUCCUUCCAGUCCCAGAUGAGUACAACAAGUCCAAGCGUGGCCUUCGGGAGUUUUACCAUGAGAAGUUCAGUCCCGCAUCUGAUGUUGACCUGUUCCUGUACGGACUUACGGAAGAGCAAGCGGUUGAGAAGAUCAGAGAUAUCGAGGCACGAAUUCGGGAUGCCCUUCUCACGGAAACCACCACUGUUAGAACCAAGCAUGCUGUCACUAUCUGUAGCCAGUACCCGACUCGUCAUGUCCAGGUAAUCUCGCAGCUAGCAAUUCCCCGUCCACUACCCGGUGACCUCCGCUCAUUCUUCGCAGAUUGUUCUCCGUAUUUACAAAUCCGUUUCGGAGAUCUUGACUGGCUUCGACGUGGAUUGCUCGGGUGCUGCCUACGAUGGCAAGCAGGUCUACUGUACCCCCCGUGCCCUUCAGUCAUUCAUAACCCAGAUCAACCACAUCGACUUGUCGCGCCGGAGCCCGUCGUAUGAGAAUCGCCUCUCGAAAUACAGUCAUAGAGGCUUCGAAGUGUACUGGCCAGACCUUGACCGCUCCCGUAUCGACCCGACCAUCUUUGAGCGGAGCUUCCAGCGGACCCUUGGACUAGCACGACUUCUAGUCUUGGAGCGGCUUCCCACUUCAUCCGCUAGGUCCGCGUAUAUGGACAAACGUCGUGAGGAAAGAGGUCGUCCUGCAAUCAACCGCU
Molecule: messenger RNA, 1575 nt
Organism: Canariomyces notabilis
Lineage: Eukaryota; Fungi; Ascomycota; Sordariomycetes; Sordariales; Chaetomiaceae
Exons: 3
Coding region: 452-1360 (302 amino acids)
Source: RefSeq, a predicted model, not a curated record